Phanerochaete carnosa HHB-10118-sp is the source of this 1149-nucleotide messenger RNA. RefSeq lists its product as uncharacterized. NCBI's taxonomy places the organism in Eukaryota, Fungi, Basidiomycota, Agaricomycetes, Polyporales, Phanerochaetaceae. Gene Ontology annotation, biological process: regulation of peptide transport. The record is from RefSeq and is a predicted model, not a curated record. Gene Ontology annotation, cellular component: membrane. The transcript has 8 exons. Bases 1 to 1149 code for a protein of 382 amino acids.
AUGGACCCCACACGAAUCAGAAGAUGGCCCAGCGAGUACACCAUCGGAAUCCUUCUUCUAGUCACGGUCGUUUGCCUGUGGACAAUCGGGAGCUUCGUCGCACAGGAAGCAUUUGACACUGGAUUUCGCAAACCAUUCUGGAUAACUUAUCUGAACUCGUCCACAUUCAUACUCUAUCUAAUACCGUGUGCAAUCAAGCAUGUCAUGAAGAAGUAUGGCAUCCGCGCGUGGGGUAGCAAGCCGGACUCUCAUGGACACUAUCAAUCGCUUCCUAUGGAUGGCAAAGAUGAAUUCGUGUCACCAGACACUCAGCCCUUCACCACGAAGGAGACGUUCAGACUCGCGCUUAGUUUCGCCUUUCCGUAUUUCGCGCUGAACUGGGCCAUAGUCGUCUCGCUGAGUCUCACCAGCGUUACCAGCUCUACAAUCCUCGGUAGUACUGUCGGCAUUUUUACGCUACUGCUUGCGCGACUGUUCCGCAUAGAAGCUUUGACUCCAACCAAGUUCCUCGCUGUCGCCACAAGCUUCAUUGGUGUCAUCCUGGUGUCCAUUUCCGACAGCUCGCCCGGCAGCACCGAAGUUGGUGCGUCCUCCAGCACAGACGCACACACAGACCCCGCACCCAUCCUGGGCGACCUCCUCGCGCUGGUUGGCGCGGCGAUUGGUGCGCUGUACCUCGUGCUCUUCAAGCGGCGCGUGCGCGACGAGUCGCGCGUCAACACGCGGCUCAUGUUCGGCUUCAUUGGUGCUCUCAUCAGCGUGAGCAUGCUCCCUGUCGGGCUCCUGCUGCAUCUCCUUCACGUCGAGCGGUUCGCGCUCCCCAGCGGAGGGUCAGUGGUCUUCGCACUCCUCACUUCGAUGUUGGUCACUGUUAUUGGCGACAUGCUCUACUUCAUGGCAAUGAUGAAGACCACGCCGGUUGUGGCGAGUGUUGGGCAGUCGCUCAUCAUGCCGUUUGCCAUCGCUGGCGAUUUCUUCCUGCAUGGGUCGGCAAGCAUUCUGGCCAUCUUGGGCUGCGUCGUUGUGUUGGCCAGCUUCGGCGUACUCGGUCUGGACUCACGCAAGGAGGUACAACGAGAGAAAGGUUCGGAAUCCAUAGAACCCAUCGAAGACGGGGCCAUGGAAACGGGCUGCCGCACUACGAAUUGA